Molecule: messenger RNA, 2137 nt
Organism: Cajanus cajan (pigeon pea)
Lineage: Eukaryota; Viridiplantae; Streptophyta; Magnoliopsida; Fabales; Fabaceae
Product: ABSCISIC ACID-INSENSITIVE 5-like protein 2
Biological process (GO): positive regulation of DNA-templated transcription
Cellular component (GO): nucleus
Molecular function (GO): DNA-binding transcription factor activity
Source: RefSeq, a predicted model, not a curated record
UAAUCAUUCUUUUGGUUUAGAUAAGCAAUGUUCCCUAAGAGAAUGUUCAACCCUCCUGUUUCUCGCACCAAAAAUAGUUCCUUGUACUCUCAGGUUCCUGCAAGAUCAAUUUUGAGCUUUUGUUCUUGGACACAUAGUUCUGAUAAUACAAAUCAUGACAUGCAUAUUUAAUUCAUAUCUUUUUUUUUUUCUUUGCACUGUCAUCAAGUGUGACUUUCUGCUGCUUCUGUGUUUUUCAUUCCCUACUGUUUCCUUUGAUAUCUGAUCUGGGUCACUUUCUUUUUCUUCUGGGGCCAGUUCUCAGUUUUCAUCCACCCCAUUUUACACUGCUUGCUUUGUGUUUGUGACUUGCUCUCACCAAAUUCAAGGGAAAUUCACUGUGUUUUUGUUUCUCUGGAUUCAUAUUUGGUGCCAAGUUUGUUCAUUUGGAUGUAAGUUGUAAGCUGUAACAACCACUGCAUAGGCACUUUACUUUUGGUUUUUCAGGUUACUUUGUUGCAAUUGAGUGGUGAGGUUAUCGUGAUUUGUUUAUAUUUGGGGGAAUGAAACAGAUAGAGUAGUAUAGGGUGGUUCUGGGGUUCAGAUAAUGGGAUCUCAAGGUGGGGCAAUCCAAGAGCCAAAGAGUGGCUCUUUGGCCAGGGAAGGGUCUUUGUACAAUCUCACCCUUGAUGAGGUGCAAAACCAGCUUGGAAAUUUGGGGAAACCCUUAGGAAGCAUGAAUCUGGAUGAGCUGCUCAAGAGUGUCUGGAGUGCUGAAUCUGGAACUGAUGCUUACAUGCAGCAUGGUCAGGUAGCUUCUGCUGGCUCAUCUUUGACUCCACAAGGGAGCCUAACAUUGUGUGGGGAUCUUAGCAAUAAAACUAUUGACGAGGUUUGGAGGGAUAUGCAACAGAAGAAGAGUACUAGUAAGGAAAGACAACCUACACUGGGUGAGAUGACCCUUGAAGAUUUCUUGGUGAAGGCAGGAGUGGCUACCGAACCUUUUACUAAUGAGGAUAGUGCUAUGGCUAUGCCAGGGAUUGAUUCCCAACACAACACAUCACAGCAUGCCCACUGGAUGCAAUACCAGCUCACUUCAGGGCAGCAGCAACAGCAACAGCAACAGCAACAACAACAGCAGCAACAGCAUCAGCAGCAAAAUAUUGUGAUGCCAGGUUUUUCGGGUUUUAUGGCUGGCCAUGUGGUUCAACAGCCUAUACCGGUUGUGGUGAAUCCAGUUCUGGAUGCAGGAUACUCUGAAGCAAUGCCAUCCUCUUUGAUGGGUGCUUUAUCAGAUUCACAAACUGCAAGUAGGAAAAGGGUUGCCUCAGGUAAUGUAGUUGAGAAAACUGUAGAGAGGAGGCAGAAGAGGAUGAUUAAAAAUAGGGAAUCUGCAGCUCGCUCCCGGGCUAGAAAACAGGCUUACACACAAGAACUGGAGAUUAAGGUUUCACGAUUAGAAGAAGAGAAUGAAAGACUUCGAAGACAGAAUGAGAUAGAGAGAGUGUUGCCAAGUGCACCACCACCUGAUCCUAAGCAUCAGCUUCGCAGAACUAGUUCAGCUCCCCUUUGAUGGCUUCAUUGCAAUUAAGUUCCUACCAAACUUUCAUGCACUUCCAUAGUUCUCAUUUGCAACAUAUAUCUUUGGCACUCAAGUUUCCAACAUUUGGAAGGCUGUUUUUCUCUGGGAAGUGCUGCUAUUUAUUCUCCUCAGCAUGUCCCUUGUAAGAGUGUUUUCCUGUAUGUACAUUUUAUAAGUCCCACCUCCUACUUAACCAGCACUAUAAAUAUGCUUUAAUCGAAUUUUGAACACAUUAUGGCUCUACUACCCUUUUUUUAAGACAAAACUUAGGUGCAAUACUAUAGAUGUUUUUGGUGCUGUUCUCAGAUUGAAUAAAAUUGAAGUCUUGUGUUAGUAAUUUGUGCUUUAAGAAUGUAAGCGAGAACAUCUGUGGUAUUGCACUUAAGUUUUUUCUUUUUUCUCAAGUCCUAUUUGGUGUGUGGGGUGCAGUGCAACUUAUGACCAUUACCUGGUUGGUUUCAUUUGCUAUAACCAGUUGAACAUUUUGGUUUUAUGCUAAUUCCAUAUGUACUCAGGAACCUGUCCCACGGAAAAUGUCAACCUUGGCACAUAAAAAUGGUUUUUGAUUUGAGGUUA